Messenger RNA from Populus nigra (black poplar), 1656 nucleotides. RefSeq lists its product as uncharacterized. The transcript has 2 exons. Gene Ontology annotation, biological process: ubiquitin-dependent protein catabolic process; protein polyubiquitination; positive regulation of proteasomal ubiquitin-dependent protein catabolic process. Lineage: Eukaryota; Viridiplantae; Streptophyta; Magnoliopsida; Malpighiales; Salicaceae. The record is from RefSeq and is a predicted model, not a curated record. Gene Ontology annotation, cellular component: cytoplasm; ubiquitin ligase complex. The coding region runs from base 209 to 1420 and encodes 403 amino acids. Gene Ontology annotation, molecular function: zinc ion binding; ubiquitin protein ligase activity; ubiquitin conjugating enzyme binding.
AUUACUAUCUACACUCUACUGUACUGGUAGUCUAUAAAAAUAAAAAAUAAUGGCUGGCUACAAACAGGAAGCUCUCAAUCGUUGUCGAUGACCAUCGAAUUGAUGCAGCGCAGCUCCCGAAAUCAAUAAAAUAUCCAAGAAAUUCAAAAGUAGAAAGACAGCACCCUAAAACCCCACAACACAACACGCAACAAUAAGAAGAUCAAGAAUGAAGCCACAAGUUUUGGAAAUACCAGAGUCGAAGCCAAAAGUGGAGAUGCCCCAUAUUGUAAUCGUGGAUGAUCAUUAUCACGACCAGUUUCUUUCCACACCCUUAUCAAACAAAGGCACCACAGAGGACGAUGCAAUCUCUGUUGAACAGUACAGUGAAGAUCGUGACCUUAAUGUUGCCGUCAUGUCUUCUCUCAAUUCCAGCAAAGAAGCAAACUUUUCGGGGUCCAAACCAGAGGUGGUUCAGAUUGUAAACCUUGAUUAUUAUCAUGAUAGGUUUCUUGGCAUGCCCGUAUCAAACAAAGGCACCGGAGAGAAUAAUGCGAUCUGUGUUGAAGAGUACGGUGAAGAUAGAGACCUCAAUAUUGCUAUCAUGGCUUCUCUCAAGUCCAAUAAAGAAGCAAACUUUAUUGAUCCCUCUCAAGAUUAUUUCUACUACUAUAAUGAUGAGGAUGAUGAUAUAAAGGUACUCGAUUUCUUGCCUGAAGUCAUUCCUUCUAGGAAACAAAAAGAACCCACUUUUAUAGAAUCAGUGGCUGAAAAGGGUCAAUCUUCAAAUUCUCAAAUUGACCCAGAUUUUGUUUGUCAAAUCUGUGUCGAACCCACGAUUUUAAAGAAUUCAUUUUUAAUCAAGGGUUGCACUCAUGCUUACUGUACCGAAUGCAUGGUCAAGUAUGUGUCCUCGAAAUUACAGGAAAACAUAACCAAAAUCUGCUGUCCUGUUCCAGAUUGUAAAGGCGCAUUAGAGCCUGAGGAUUGCCGUUCAGUUUUACCUGAAAAUUUGUUUGAUAGGUGGGGUAAUGCUCUGUGUGAGGCUGUGAUUCUUGGCUCUCAAAAGUUUUAUUGUCCUUUUAAAGAUUGUUCUGCAAUGUUGAUUGAUGAUGGAGAGGAGGUUGUCAGGGAAUCUGAAUGCCCUAAUUGUUGGAGAAUGUUCUGUGCACAAUGUAAGGUUCCUUGGCAUUCACAGAUUAGCUGCGAAGAGUAUAAAAUGCUGCACAAGGAUGAAAGAGAGAGGGAUGAUAUACUGUUGAUGAAUCUAGCAAAGAACAAGAACUGGAGGAGGUGCCCAAAAUGCAGGAUAUUUGUCGAGAAGAUAGAAGGUUGUAGAUAUAUGAAAUGCAGGUGUGGAACUCAAUUCUGUUACAGCUGCGGAUCUACUGAUUUAAAUCCAGUAACACAUUACUGUUAUAAAUGUAAGGGAAUUUGGUAGGGAGACUAAGAGAAAGAAGAUACAGAAUGCAGUGUGAGGACAAAUCGGGAAACAACAGAAGUUGUGGGACUGAAUUUCAAGAUUGUGAACUCUAGGAACUGGUUCAUGUUGUAGUGAAUCCAAAUUCAAUUAUGAAGGCCGUAUCAUAUUUUGUUUUUUGUAUUUCUAGAAUGAUCAAGCCAGUUGUAUGAUCAUAACGUGCCUUGGAAUGAAUUAUAUUGGCAACUUUUAUUGUA